GUUCAUUUUCCAGACACUGAAAGAGCAGAAUGGCUAAAUAAGACUGUAAAGCACAUGUGGCCUUUUAUUUGCCAAUUCAUAGAGAAGCUGUUUCGAGAGACCAUAGAGCCAGCCGUGCGGGGAGCAAACACCCACCUCAGCACCUUUAGCUUCACGAAGGUGGAUAUGGGCCAGCAGCCCCUUAGGGUCAAUGGUGUUAAGGUAUAUACUGAAAAUGUAGACAAAAGGCAAAUUAUUCUGGACCUUCAGGUUAGUUUUGUAGGAAAUUGUGAGAUUGAUCUGGAGAUCAAACGUUAUUUUUGUAGAGCUGGUGUGAAAAGCAUACAGAUCCAUGGGACGAUGCGGGUGAUCCUGGAACCCCUGAUUGGAGACAUGCCUUUAGUUGGAGCCUUAUCCAUCUUCUUCCUCAGGAAACCGCUUUUAGAGAUUAACUGGACGGGGCUGACCAAUCUUCUGGAUAUCCCUGGAUUAAAUGGCUUAUCUGAUACUAUCAUUUUGGAUAUAAUAUCAAACUAUCUGGUGCUUCCCAAUCGAAUCACUGUUCCUCUUGUCAGUGAAGUUCAAAUAGCUCAAUUGCGGUUUCCUGUACCAAAGGGUGUUCUGAGGAUCCAUUUCAUUGAAGCUCAGGAUCUUCAGGGCAAAGAUACUUAUCUCAAGGGCCUGGUCAAGGGAAAGUCAGACCCAUAUGGAGUUAUCCGUGUGGGAAACCAAAUCUUCCAAAGCAAGGUCAUCAAAGAGAACCUGAGCCCAAAGUGGAACGAAGUGUAUGAGGCUUUAGUAUAUGAGCACCCUGGACAAGAGUUGGAAAUUGAGCUUUUUGAUGAAGACCCAGACAGAGAUGACUUCUUAGGAAGUCUUAUGAUUGAUCUCACUGAAGUUGAAAAGGAGCGCCUUUUAGAUGAAUGGUUCACUCUGGAUGAGGUUCCCAGAGGAAAGCUGCACCUGAAGCUGGAGUGGCUCUCCCUGCUGCCGGAUGCCUCACACCUCGAUAAGGUGCUGGCAGACAUCAGAGCUGACAAAGACCAAGCCAGUGAUGGUCUUUCUUCUGCACUGCUGAUCUUGUACUUGGAUUCAGCACGGAAUCUUCCGAGUAACCCAUUAGACUUUAACCCCGGUGUCUUGAAGAAGGCUGCGGUUCAGAGAGCAUUAAAGUCAGGGAAGAAAAUAAACAGCAACCCAAAUCCUCUUGUCCAAAUGUCAGUUGGUCACCAGGCACAGGAGAGUAAGAUUCGAUACAAAACCAAUGAACCUGUGUGGGAGGAAAACUUUACCUUCUUUAUUCACAACCCCAAGCGACAGGAUCUUGAGAUCGAGGUCAAAGAUGAACAGCACCAGUGCAGUCUGGGGACCCUGAGGAUCCCACUCAGUCAGCUGCUGGCAAGUGAGGACAUGACUGUGAGCCAGCGCUUCCAGCUCAGCAACUCAGGGCCCAACAGCACCUUGAAGAUGAAGGUCGCCCUCAGGGUGCUCCAUCUUGAAAAGCAAGAAAGGCCUCCAGACCACCAACAUUCAGCUCAGGUGAAACGACCCUCUGUUUCCAAAGACGGGAGGAAAGUACUUGUCAGGUCUCAGGCGUCUGCAUCUCCAGCCACCAGUGGCAGCAGCACGGCUCCCUCUACCCCUGUCACUGGAGCCACAGAUAAGCCUGGUGCAGAAGAGAAGGCUCCACCCCCUGAGACCAGCCCUCCUGCCCAACGCGACCUGGGCAGGAGCACCUCCAGCCUCCUGGCCUCACCAAGCCAUGCCGCCAUCAAAGAGCCUACUCCUAGCAUCGCCUCAGAUAUAUCACUGCCCAUUGCCACCCAGGAGUUGCGUCAGAGGCUGAGACAGCUUGAAAACGGCACGAUGCUGGGGCAGUCUCCGCUGGGGCAGAUCCAGCUGACCAUCCGGCACAGCUCGCAGAGGAGCAAGCUCAUCGUGGUGGUGCACUCCUGCAGAAAUCUCAUCGCUUUCUCAGAAGAUGGCUCUGAUCCAUAUGUCCGCAUGUAUUUAUUGCCAGACAAGAGGAGGUCAGGAAGGAGGAAAACUCAUGUAUCAAAGAAGACGCUAAACCCCGUGUUUGAUCAGAGCUUUGAUUUCAACGUGUCACUCCCUGAAGUGCAGAGGAGGACGCUGGAUGUUGCCGUGAAGAACAGUGGCGGCUUCCUGUCCAAAGACAAAGGGCUGCUUGGCAAAGUGCUGGUGGCUUUGGCAUCUGAAGAACUUGCUAAGGGCUGGACCCAGUGGUAUGACCUCACAGAGGACGGGACGCGACCCCAGGUGGUGACGUAGCCAUGCAGGAUGCGAGUUUCCCUCAGCGACCACCCUGCCCACCUUCACUGGGACACAUCCUCUUUGCAGAUGUACCAAUGUUAUUUUUAUAAUUUUGUGUAUUUAGUCAUAUAUAUACCUUAAUAAUUUUAUAAAAACUCUUGGAAUUUUAGCCAAACUCAGCCAAUAUUAUUGUUCUUUUUACGUUGAAUUCCUCCAGGCGUGGCGAGCCCCUGUGUUGUGCAGUGGGGUGUGGCCAGCUGUGCCCGCUGGAGGCUUAUGCCUGGGCUCCCAGCAUUGCUGCCUUGUUUGUAUAGCGCUGUGGGGCACCACGCGCGACAUGUAAAUAGACUAAUUUUUUAUAAUCUCUCCAUGCUAGUUUGGUCUCAGAAGAAAAUGGAUCAAGAAAAUACAUAUUUUCUUCUAAAACUUA
Octodon degus (degu) is the source of this 2683-nucleotide messenger RNA. It is a transcript of the gene Esyt2, whose product is annotated as extended synaptotagmin 2. The record is from RefSeq and is a predicted model, not a curated record. NCBI's taxonomy places the organism in Eukaryota, Metazoa, Chordata, Mammalia, Rodentia, Octodontidae. Gene Ontology annotation, molecular function: lipid binding. The coding region runs from base 55 to 2271 and encodes 738 amino acids. Gene Ontology annotation, biological process: lipid transport. The transcript has 22 exons.